Messenger RNA from Dentiscutata erythropus, 314 nucleotides. Lineage: Eukaryota; Fungi; Glomeromycota; Glomeromycetes; Diversisporales; Gigasporaceae. The record is from the annotation of a GenBank genome assembly.
AUGGCUAAAUUUUGUAACCCAAGUAUGAAUAAACAAGAUUUGAUGAAUGCUGCAAACAAAAAAUGGCAAAAAUAUAAGAAAGAAUCUGAAGCAACAAUUAAAAAUCAAAUUAAUCAAUAUUUAAUUGCUAGUCCAUCUAUUGUUCGAACAACCACCUUUUUUUUACUACCCAGUUUACCCAACAUACAUAGUUUAGAAUCAUCAACUUCAAAUUCAGCUAGUUCAAGAUUGUUAGCUCCAAAUUCAAGCUCUUUAUUAUUAGUUGAAAUACCUAUUAUCAUCUCCAAUACACUAGCUCAACACAAAUUUUUAAU